GCGACGCGGAGGACGACGCCGUGGUGUGGUGGUGGCAGUGGGGCGCCGCGUACCGCGCACCGCGAGCGACGCGCAAACCAAACAGCCGAGUCGAGGUGCAACAACACGACCUCCUGGGAUUACUGAAGUACUGAAAGCCGUCAGCUGGCGAGUCCGUGGCAGCGGCGAGCGGCGGACUGCGGACUUGUCCCUCGACAACGCCGUCAAACGAAACUGUAACGGUGCACUGCACUGCAUGCAGCAGGAAGAGAGACUAGCUCGCUGACAGAUCGGCAGCUGCAGAAGUGGCCUGCUGGUGCGCCCGCGGCCGCCGGCCGCAACGCAGGCAGUCGCUGCCGUUGGGACUUCCCUGCUUCCCCGUCGGAAUAAUAGCAAACAUCGCGAGUCGGCGGUGCAGCGCGACCGCCAAGCCGCCUAUCGCCAACUGGGCCAGCUGCCGAGCCGAGGGCCGAGGCCGGGACGGCCGGGAGGAGGCCGAGCACUCCGAAAUCCGAAAGGAGUGACCAAAUUGAAGACUGAAGUCGAAUUUGAGAUAACCUGCCAUGCCCACACGAAAGCACCACCGGACCAUACAUUUUCCCUAGUGGUACCGGCCGGGCCAUGGAUGCAACAACAGGAGACCGGGCGGGGGAAACCUCUCAAUCUGAGACUUCCUUGCCGGUCACUCUGCCUGUUCCUGCGCCUGCGCCCGUCCCAGCACCUGCACCGCUGGUGCCAUCCAACUCAACCACAAGCCUCUCCUCAAAGCUGGAGGCUGACCAAGUUAAUGUACCAACCAAAUGUGUAGACAUGCUGGGUGAUAUUGUUUCAGAGACAAAUGGGAAGGUGGAGGUGGAGCACAUAAGCCUCAGCUCUGCGCAGGGUCAAGAAGAAACCAGUACUUGGCCCGGGGAUGUUGAUGAUUCAGCACUGGAAGAAAUAAAUUUGGUAAGGCAAGACAAAUCAAGAGAUCAAUCAGAUGUGCCAGACCAAGAGGUGCAAAUUUCUGGAACUGACAGAUGGUGUGACAGUGAAGCUGUUAAUACGCAUGACCUAACAGCUGCUGCAAAUCCUCACUCAAUAAAUGGCAACGGCGUGUGUGAAAGUGAAGCUUCUGCAGAAACCGCAUCGAGCCCCAAUGUCCAGUCUUUGGUGAAAUCUGAGACAACUUCUCCAGAGAAAAGUGCAAAGAGUGUAAUCUUUGAAGCUACUGAACUGCAUUGUGGUUCAUUGCGAACAGUGCUUGCAAAUGGUCAUGUGAACUCCACCUCACCAAGUAUAACAGGUGUAGGGAGUUUGAUUUCGAGUGGUUUGUUAGAGAAGCUGGAAGACAGUUCUAAGGGUCUUGAUGAACAAGAGGCACUUAUUGAAUCUCAUGACCGAUCUGAUGGCAGUGAUUCAGGCCUAGGAUCUGAAUCUGCUGAAGCCCUUUCCUCCAACUCGGCUGAUGAACUUUGUAGUGGAACAGCAAGUGAUACAGAAUCAUUCUUUGCGGGAACUCAUUCUGGAAAAAAUUGUUCUUCUACUGUAGGUGAUGAGAUUCAUAUCGGUGAGUCUUUCUCUGCUUCAAGUAAAUUAUUUGACCAAAAUAAUGCCAUUAUCACUCUUGAUCCUGAGCAAUUUAAUGCACAAGUAUCAAAUUGUGUAAAUGGUUCUUCUAAAGGAAGUAAUCUAAUUGAAGACAAAAAGUUGACUGUAUGUGAAGAACAAAACCCUUUAGUGAAUGUUUAUAAUAAUAUUACAAGCUCAAGCACACAAGAAGUAGACUAUCAAUCACUGUUGUGUGAGAAGCCAUUAGAAAUUAAGAAAAUAACUAUAGAAUCGGAUCAUGAACCUUUGAAUGAAGCAGAGAAUUCAACCCGCAAAGAGGCAGAAGAACCCCAGUUAUCUCUAGAAGAUUGUGGUAGCUUAAUUGGAGUGGAUGCAAUAGAACCUCAUGAUUCAAAAUUAGUUUUAGAAAAUAAGAAAUUCACUGAAACCUGCAAAGGAGUUGAUGUGAACUUUCAAUCUUCACAAGAUGCUUUUGCAUGUGAUAAUCUCGACUUAAAAUCUUGCUGUGACAAGACUUCAAGAGAAGAAAGUGGUAUUGGAUCACCCUCUGUGGGAGAAGCAAUGCCCACUGAGUGUAUUUCUGAAACAGAAGCUUUAUGUGAUGAUAAUAUUCCUACGUUUGAUGAUUUACAAUCGCCUCCUGGAGAGACUGACAUCAAAGUUUCCCUGGAUGAAGAGGACAGUGAUGUCCCUUUACAAACACCAACUGUAAUAUUAACACCAAUUUUACCAGAAGACUUCAGCAUGAAGGCCAAAGGACCCGAAUCUGUUUCAACUAUGAUUUGUCAGGGAGAUGACAGUGUUGAUAUUGGCUUUUCUGAUUCACACCAGAAGACUGAAUCCCUGACCUUGUCAUCUGAGAGUAACUCUGUGGAAGCUAUUGCUGGUCCAAGUGGAAUCAAACAAGAGAUGACAGAAGAGAUAAGGACCAUAGAGAGAAGGAGUACGCUCAAAAGGUCAGCUUCAUCCUCUUGUGAGGGUGAAACUCAACCUAAGAAAAAGAAGUCAAUAACCUUUGACUCUGUCUCUGUCUUCUACUUUCCUCGAACACAGGGCUUCACUUGUGUCCCUUCACAGGGUGGAUCUACUCUUGGAAUGACACAAGAGCACACACAUAUGCAUCGGUUUACCAUGGUGGAGCAUGCUGUGGAGCAGCGUCGUGCUCACCGUAACAUGCUACUCCAGCUACGUCAGAGUCCCGAUCCAACUCGACCAGAGGAAAGUGCAGCUUGCUCUGUGCAGAGUGGUAAUGGUGGUGGAGAUGAAUCCACUGAUGAUUCUGAUUCAGAGGAGGAGCAGAGUGAAAUUUCAGAAGAGGAGAUGGAUAUGGAUGGAUUUUAUUUUCUUCAGCCUGUGCCAACAAGACAGAGACGUGCGUUAUUGAGACAAGCUGGUGUACAGAAAAUUGAUUCUGAUGAAAAGGACGAGUGCCGCGAUAUUCGCACAUCCCGGGAAUUCUGUGGUUGUGGCUGUAAAAACUUUUGUGACCCAGAAACCUGUUCUUGUUCUCAGGCGGGGAUCAAAUGUCAAGUGGACCGUCUGAAUUUCCCUUGCGGCUGUACUAGAGAAGGAUGUGGCAAUACCUCAGGUCGCAUUGAAUUUAACCCAAUGCGAGUUCGAACUCAUUUUAUCCACACCUUAAUGCGUCUUGAGCUAGAAAAGAAACAACAGAAAGAAGAUGAUGAACUUAGGAGGCAGCAACAAUGGACAAACCAAAUCUCAUCUGGUGGAAGUGAUGUUCCGGAUGCCAGUUCUUCUUCAAGUGCAGAGGUAGAUUCUUGUGCAGAUGUAGGUUUUGCUAAUUCGCAGAAUGCUGAAACCUCUUUACCGAGUGAUGAUCAAUAUUUUAUGGGAGGUCAGCAAGGGUACACCCAACAGCCAAUGCAACAAACAGAACAGCAGAGGAGAGUGCCAAUGUUUGUAAUGAACCAAGGUAGUUUUCAGUACUCACAGUCUGGGAGCAAUUACAAUGCAGCCCAGGGUGCGAGUUACUCUGCCUCUGGGUCAUUCAACUAUUCUAAUAGUCAAAGUUCUCAAGAUGUCAAUUAUCAACAGCAGCAAUUCAAUUUCCAAUCUUACCAAAGUUCUUCUCUACCCUCAAUGUCAAACAUAACAGGAAAUUAUAGAAAUAAUAUGUACAGGGAGCAGUGUCCUGGUAGGCCAGGAGAUGCAAACUUUGUUAAUGGUGUGUCAUGUCAAGAACAGCAGCUUGGAUUGUAUGUAAAUGAGCCAUGUGAGCUGCCAAUUCAAGCUGCUGAGGAUGACUCUGCUUCAUCAGAAAGUUCCAAUGUGGGCCAAUAUACAGCUUUAAAUUCGGUCUGUACUUUAAGUAAUCAGCUUGAGCCAUAUUCAAACUUAUUAGGGGGCAGAUGUCAGUAUGCAACAUCUCCCACUGAGGGUGAAAGCAGACCGGCUGAACUGAUGGAAACAGGUACAGACGGCUCUCAAUCUAGUGAUGGUACAACAAGGGAGGCUGGUCUUUCAACAAAUCCUCCAGAAGACUGUGAUGAAAACUUUGGUGAAAUUAUUAAAAAGUCAAUAGUUGAAACAGUGUCUGCAUGAUGCUGGUAGACAAAUUUUAUGUCUUUUGGAUACAAGUUUUAAUUUUAAUCACAUUUCUAGUUAAUGAUUUAGUAUUGAUUGUAUUCCCUGUAUUAUAUAGUCUUUAUUCUUACUAUUCUUAUUAUGUACUUUUAUUGUUGUAAUGUAUUUUUAAACCAUAUGCUGCCAUUGAUGGUUUUAAUUUAUUGUUUGAAGUGCUGCAUUGCAGUGCCAAUGGAGCAACCACAUGAAGUAUCCAUUAUGCUAUAAAUUAUAUUUUAAUCAUUGUUUUAUCUCUUUUAUUAGAUGAAACAGUAUGUGAUAUUGUAUGAAAUUUUUGGUCUGUUACAAAAUGUUAGAUACAAACUCAUACUAACAAUAAACUUUGCUGUUAUAAUUUA
Molecule: messenger RNA, 4472 nt
Organism: Thrips palmi
Lineage: Eukaryota; Metazoa; Arthropoda; Insecta; Thysanoptera; Thripidae
Gene: Axud1
Exons: 6
Coding region: 601-4092 (1163 amino acids)
Biological process (GO): regulation of transcription by RNA polymerase II
Cellular component (GO): nucleus
Molecular function (GO): DNA-binding transcription factor activity, RNA polymerase II-specific; sequence-specific DNA binding
Source: RefSeq, a predicted model, not a curated record